Lepisosteus oculatus (spotted gar) is the source of this 3072-nucleotide messenger RNA. Its product is annotated as G-protein coupled receptor 15. NCBI's taxonomy places the organism in Eukaryota, Metazoa, Chordata, Actinopteri, Semionotiformes, Lepisosteidae. Gene Ontology annotation, biological process: cell chemotaxis; G protein-coupled receptor signaling pathway; positive regulation of cytosolic calcium ion concentration. The record is from RefSeq and is a predicted model, not a curated record. Gene Ontology annotation, cellular component: membrane; external side of plasma membrane. Gene Ontology annotation, molecular function: C-C chemokine receptor activity; C-C chemokine binding.
ACGGGAGCGACCGGUGCCGCGGUCUCGACUGGCCAACCCCGCCGGCGUCUGUGCCUCGGGACCGGACUUGAUCAGUGCUGGGAGCCGAGAGCGGUCGAAUAGUCUCUAGAAAAGCACCAAAACCAACACCAAACCAGCACGAGCUCAACGACAGCCCAGCGUGCGACUUCCUCCGCCAGAGCAGCUGUGAGUCCCAGGACAGUACAGCAACACCUAAAGCUACCUAAAGGUAGCGUGUUCCCCUCUCCCACCACCCUUUGUGUAAAGUAGUGCCUCCCGUUCUUGGUUGUAGAUGCAGAUCUUCCCAGUAGGUUCCACCUGUGCCCUGUUUCCCCAUUCAGGCUGCAGAAAUCUGCCUGGGUGACUUUGUUAGGGCCUUAGACGAUUUAGUGAAUGCAGCGCAGCACAACACAACACAACACAACACAACACAACACAACACAACACGGUAUAACACAACCACGUCCAUGGGAGCAUAAGGAAGGUGACGGAUCCACAACAGACGCCAACACAGACCCGACAGCAGCAGUGUCCAGGGGAUGUGUGUGUAAAUAACCAGGCGGCGUCACAAGUCUGGACCCAGGACCUGGCACAGGGAGCCCCAGUGGCCUGAUCGUGCGCUGGCACGCGGCCUGGCCAGAAGAGGAACCCACCAGCCCCCCAUGACGGCCACGACGGACGCAGUCGCGCUGGGAGCGCAGAUGUCAGGCCCUGCAGAAGCCACCACCUCCGGCCCGUGGCAGGAGGAGACGACCUACGACUACGACGCCAACGCCUCAGGCUGUGAGGUGCCCGUGCUGGCGGGCAGCGCCAGGGCGCGGGUGGGCCUGUACUGCGCCUUCUUCGUGGCGGGCGUGGCGGGGAACCUCGCCCUGCUGGCCGCGCUCUGGGCCCGGUGGAGGCGGCGCGGCUGGGGGCGCCAGAGAGGCUGGCGCCCCAGCGAGACGCUGGCCGCCAACCUGGCCGCCGCGGACCUGCUGUUCCUGACCGCGCUGCCCUUCUGGAUCGACAGCGAGCUGAGCGGCGGCGCCUGGCGGGCGGGCGAGCUGAGCUGCAAAGGGGCGCCCUUCCUGGUCGCCCUCAGCAUGAACGUCGGGGUGCUGAUGCUGACCUUCGUGAGUGUGGACAGGUACCUGGCGGUGGUCAACCCCAGCCUCUACCGCCGACUCAGCAGGGCUCUGUUCACGGGGCUGGGCUGUCUGAGUGUGUGGCUCGUGUCCCCCCUGCUCGCCCUGCCCGUGCUGAGAGCCCGGGUCCUGCAGGGGGUGGAACUGGAGGAUGGCACAGAAGCGAUGUGGUGCCAAGAAGAGGACGGCUCGUCCUCUCCGGGCCAGUCCCUGCUGCUCCUGCUCUUCAGCUUCUUCCUCCCUCUCCUCCUCGUCCUCCUCUGCUACUGCAGGAUCACGCGCACCCUGUGUCUGCACGCCAGGCGCUCGUCCAGCCUGGACACCCACCUCUGUCGCUCCUUCAAGAUCAUCUUCCUGGUGGUGGGGGCCUUCGUCCUGUCCUGGGUCCCCUUCAACACCUUCCGGCUGGUGGGCGUAGUGCAGCAGCUGCUGGCCCGCGACUCCUCCCCGUCCUGCGUGGCCCACAAGGUGGCGCAACUGGGCAUGGAGAUCACGGCGCCCCUGGCCUUCGCCAACAGCUGUGCCAACCCGUUCAUCUACGCCUUGGCGGACCGCUCCCUGCGGCGGGACAGCGCCCGCUGCCUCUGCCCCUGUCUCGUCAAAGCCCCCGUGAGCUGGGGCGCCAUCUCCUUCAGCAGCCAGCAGGGGGCGUCCUCGUCCGGCUGGAGGACCAGAGACAGAGCGGCGGGAGAGCCCGUGGGUUUGACCACGCUCCAGGACUGAGAGACCGCUGGACAGGGAGGGCGACCUGUCAAGACGGCCAGCUCUUCGUCCAGCUGCCCUCCGGCCACUACAUCGGGGUCACUGUCCGUGUCCGUGUUUGCUUUUCGCUUGCUGUUACGAGCGUUCUGAUCUGGGCCGUGUGGGAGACGUGGCAGGAGAAGAGAGGUUUCCAUUAAGUUGGAUUUAUUGAUAUCAUUCCCAGAUCAUUGUCCAUCCCUCUUCAGCAGAGGAGAACUCACCUGGCCAAGUCUCCUGGUCCCACAUCACGGGAGCUGUAGCUGUGCAUAGACCCGAGAGAUCAGCUGUGCCAGUGAAGAAUUAAAGGCAGCAGAAGAAGAAAAGGGUCAGUUCUCCUCACCGGACCACACUGUAGUGUUGCACGGCGCCUUGGAAAGCAACAGCUGCUCCAGGAAAAAUACAUUUGACUAUUGUAGAAAAAUCAGGACUGAAGCAAUUUCUGCAGGUUCCGGUUGUGCUGCUAAAGAUGGUUCCCAGUUUUGAGAAAGGUAUUAGUAUUUCAGGGCUUCUUUACCUCCAUUCUGCCUUCGCUGCUGGCGGCCCCUGGAUAGCUGUACAGAGAGCAGUUCCUGUCGUUGUUCUUGAGAUAUUUUCUGUCUUCGGCAGACCAGCUUCCUGUCCCACAGGUGCUUGCUGUUUUGCAUUUUGCUCAUUGUUUGCAACAAUAUGUUUCAAAGUCUGGAUCUCUGCGUAAUUCACCCCUCUUGGUAGAAUGACUAGGAAUUCUUAAGGCCCAUAAAUUUGUUGUUUUUUUUAACAAAUAUGUGUCCAGAAUAUUUGGCUGUAUGCACAGACAUGAUGUCUGGUCCAUUGGGUAGCUGGUAGUGAAUUUAUUCCAGGGUCUCCUGCAGACCACGUACUGCACAGCAGGAGCAGAACGGGCUGACAGAAAGGGGGGCGUGACGGCGGUGAUCCGGUGGUUGGGGGGCGUGGCAAGGGCAAACAAGUUCAGACAGUCCAAGGGGAAAAUCCGGGGCGCAGGCCAAAGUCCAAAACCGAACGAUCCAUCCAAGACGAGACAAACACGGUUAAAAUCCGGAAUGGGAUCCGGUACAGGGACAGGGAAUAAAACCAGGGUAACGAGGCCAGGCGCUCCGAGCCCAAAACUCAGAUGGUCUGGAUGCCAUGAUGAAGCCUUUUAUGGCCAGCAGCCAUAUCACUCUGCAGCUCAUAGCUGGCAGCCCACUGAAGUCAAGCAGGUGUG